Messenger RNA from Antechinus flavipes (yellow-footed antechinus), 2689 nucleotides. RefSeq names its product R3H domain containing 4 (gene R3HDM4). The record is from RefSeq and is a predicted model, not a curated record. The transcript has 8 exons. Bases 16 to 1191 code for a protein of 391 amino acids. NCBI's taxonomy places the organism in Eukaryota, Metazoa, Chordata, Mammalia, Dasyuromorphia, Dasyuridae. Gene Ontology annotation, molecular function: nucleic acid binding.
GGAUUUGUGGGUACGAUGCUAAGGACCAGCUCGAGUGGGAAAGGCCAGCCCCUCCCGGCCCGCCAGUCCAGUGGCCCCCUCUUUCCUCUCCCUUCUCCCCCAGCUAAAACGGGGGGGGGAGGGCAGAGGGAGGAGCGAGUCCCGGGAGCUCCGGGCGUGUCCCCGCCGCCUCCGCCUCUCGUCCCAGCCCCGGGCUGGGCGGGGCCGACGGGAGCUGAGCCGCGGCCGCCCCGCUCCCGUCACUUCCUGCCCCGGGCCGCUUCCCCUUUAAGGGUUAGGGGCUCGGCGGCGGCGGCGGCGGCGCUGCUCGCUAUGGUGGUGCUGAAGAGCGUGGAGGGCAAUUCUGCCGAGGCGGCGGCUCCCGGACCCGGGACCCCGGCGGCGGCCCCGGCGGCGGACGGGGGAGGAGGAGCAGGCGGAGGAGGAGCGGCGGCCCCCCCAGGAGCGCCGCCCGGCGGGGAGCCCUACCUACACUACCACUCCCACCUCCCAAGCUCGAGGGCCAAGCGUCUCACCCCCGCCAAGCGGAGGCAGUAUUUCAUCAACCAGGCGGUGAGAAACUCGGACCUCACGCCCAGGGCCAAGGGUCGAAAGAGGCUGCAGCAGAUGGAGAACAGUCACUAUUUGAUGACACUUAUGGAGAGGGUUGAAUGCUCCCCUGAUGAGGGGGACCUGGCCCUCCCUGCCACUCCCAGCAUCUUUGCCAAAGCCUGCAGCAACGAGACCUACAUUGAGAUCUGGAGUGAUUUUAUGAAUCGGUCUGGGGAGGAGCAAGAGCGAGUGCUCUUGUACCUGGAGGAAGAAGCUACAAAAAAGCAGAAAAGGAAGGUCCCAGCUAAGAAUGAAGAUAAUCGGAAAGAAGAUCCAUCUUACACGGCCCAGGCCUGCUUCCAGAGGAUUAACCGUCGCCUGAGGAGCACCCUGAAGCGGGGCAGAAUCCCCAUGGACACACUAGAGGGGCUGGAAGGAAAGCUCCUGAGGUUUUUCUCUGUCACCCCUCGAUCUGUCUACACAGCCAUGAUGGAUAGCAGCUUUGAGAGGCUCUUGCUUCAUGCCCUCUGCCAGUACAUGGACCUGGUCUCUGCCAGUUCCGACUUUGAGGGUAGACGGCAGAUGAAGGUGAGCAACAAACACACCGACUUCUUGCCUCCGGAGCAGCUUCUGUCUGCCUACCUCGAGCAGAGGAGCUGAUGGCACCCCUCCUUCUUCCUCACCCAGGGGCCAGGAUGCUCCUUCUCUUAUCUCCCUCCCUUGGGGGUGGGGGGUGGGAAGAGGAUUUGUUGACCCCUGGGCAGCAUGAUCCCAGAUUUGUUGAUUAUCAUUGUUAUCUUGAUUUUUUUUUUUUUUUAAUCUUCCUUAAAUUCUGCCUGGCCCACUUUGCUUAGAUCUGGGGUUUGCUUCUGGUGUUUUAAUUUUCUUUUUACAAGGUACUUCAGAAGUCCUGAUUUUUUUUUGUGUGUAUGAGUGGUUUUCACCCCUGACCUGAAAGUCUCUCAUUCCUCUUCCCUUUAAUCCUUCAGCCUUUUUCUUUGGAAAGAGGAUCCCUGAAAGAUUUUCCUGGGGUGCUUCCCCCUCAGAUCCUUUCAGAGGAAGCUCUGGACACUCCCUCCAGUCUAAGCCUCACGGAUGUUUACAACCCUGGUUUGCUGUGACCCAGAGGCCUGGGCUGGGGCUGGGAGUUGUUCAUUGAGCAGGGGAGAGUUCAGGGAGUGAGCCGCCCUUCCCAGAUCAGUACCAUCUGAACCAGAGGGAAGCAGGCUGGCAGGAAGGAUUUUAUCAUUAUAUUUUUUUAAGAUUUUUUUUUCUUUUGAGGAAGGGUUGGGGAGGGUGUAGGAGUGGGUCUAUUUUGGUCUAAAAAGAAACCAAAUUUGAGUUAGAUUCUCUUUAGAAUCUAGCUCUUCUCAAAUGAUCAAUUUGUGUAGUUAGAGAUGUCCGCACUGCCCCUUCCCAACCUCUCCAUUUCCCUAGCCAUUGAGCCAUCCCCCAGGCCGGUCUGAGUGUCCAAUCCAGACCGGAGGGAAGAUGGCCGUCCUGUGAAUUAAUGUGGCCAGCAGGCUGGGGGUGCUUUCCAUUAUUGCCCAUAAUAAGACUAUAGUUUUUCUAUAAUAUGUGUGUGUGUGUUUGCCCCCAUCCCCAUUCCUGCAGAAGGGCAGCUCCAUUCUUCAUCUCCUAGAGAAUAAAUUUUAAAAAAACCACAUAUAGUAACCCUGACCCCUACUUUUAGGGGAUGUGUGUUUGGUUUUAAAAUUGUAUGUGUCUUCCUGUGGUGCCUUUUUUGCAGACUCACUUGUUAUCACUUGCAUGGAGGGUGAAGCUGCAGGGCCCUGGGCCUCUCCUCUUGCUCUAGGGCCCGGCCCACAGCAGCUCUCCUGGGAAGCUGUUUUUCAGCCUGGGCCCCGGGACCCAGAGCUUGGUGAUCCUGGGAGGGCCUCCCUGGUCGGCACGGCCUCUUUUGCCCACACUCUUACAUUUGGGCCUCCUCUCCCCUCCCCUCUGAUCCCAGCCGUGGGUCAGCCACAGGGGACUUGGCUGGAGGGUUGAUGCCCUGGGCCUACCUCUGUUCUGGGUCUCACUGCCCAGACAGGCCUUGAGGACCAUGAGUGGAGGAGGCAAAGGGGGCUGCUGGCGAGGCCUUGGCUAUUGCUUGGCUUUGGGGAAGGCGGGUGUAAUAAAUUCCUGGUGCUCUGUA